CAAAGAAAAUGGCGGCCACUUGUUGAUCCGCACAUACAGAAGUUGUUCUUCGUCAAAAUCGUGUCAAGUUUACCAAUUUUCUUUGGAGAAUGUUUGGUGAUAAAGCACUUGAGCUUGUAAAGGAACUGAAAAGAUCUAUGGAUGGCACUCUGCCACCUUAUAAUGAGGAUCUCGUGAGGCAGGUCUUGGAAGAGAUGAAGAUACUCUUUGAGCAAAAUCAGAAAGAAGUGGCAUUAACUGUUGAAGGAGAAACUGGUUUAUUCUCUGGAGUGCAUCUGAGACAUGCUAGUUUGGAGAGAAAUAAAAGAUGUCUACUCUCCUACAUCUAUAACAGGAUGCUGAGAAUAAAGGGUCUCCGAUGGGAGUUUGGAACAGUUUUACCUGAUGAAAUCAAGUAUAAUUUAUGUGAACAAGAGGUUGGUGAACUUAAUAAUUAUCAUAACCCUUUUCCCAGAUGAAGAAUAUUCCAUUGACAGCAUUUUUACGUAAGAAGUGGAGUUUGCAUCAGGCAAGAUAUGAAGCCACCGAAAUCACUCUACAUAGAGGUUCGAUGUCUGGAAGACUACGGAGAGUUUGAAACAGAGGAUGGAACAGUUGUUUUAUUGAAGAAGAAUAGUCAGCAUUUCCUACCAAGAUCUCACUGUGAACAUCUCAUCAGACAAGGAAUUCUAGAACACAUUCUGUAGAGUAUGAGACCUACCCCAUCUUGGGGGAAUCCACUCUAUUUAAAACAUAAUUAAUUUUGUACAGCUCAUAUGUACAAAAAGACAAUCGUAGGGAUGUUUUGGACUACUAUUAGGGUAAAUUCAAUGUGUUAAAAUUCUAACAUUGCUUUGAGGGUUAAGAGAUAAAAUAAAAGAAUUCACAUUAAGUUUGAGCCAUAAGUAAAUGUAUUCUCUUGUUUUAGUCCCCUAAGCCUUGGCAUUAUGUUAUACUGAAAUUGGCCUCUUCCAGGAACAUACAUGUGCAUACCACUGCAGUUAGUUGUAAGACCCUCAAAGAAGUUUCUUUUUACUUGUACAAUUUGUUAAUUUGGUCACUUGGAUCGUAGUGCAUCAAAGAAACCAAAGAAUCCACUCUGGGCAAGGAUUCUUUGGUUCCUUUGAUGCACCAUGAUCUGAAUGAUCUUGAAUUAAUCUGCUUUGUGAAUAAAUGCAAAAUUCUUUUUUGGAUUGAAGAAUCCACUCUUGGAUUCUCCCAAAGAAAUGUUUCCUUACUAUCAGAAGGCAUAUUUCACCCUGUUUAAAACAAUUCAAUAUUGAAAUACAAAUAAUCUGAGAUUCAAAAGAAAUGGAAAAUAAACAAACCUUAAUUUGCAUCA
Molecule: messenger RNA, 1321 nt
Organism: Orbicella faveolata
Lineage: Eukaryota; Metazoa; Cnidaria; Anthozoa; Scleractinia; Merulinidae
Product: DNA replication complex GINS protein PSF1-like
Biological process (GO): DNA replication; DNA strand elongation involved in mitotic DNA replication
Cellular component (GO): GINS complex
Source: RefSeq, a predicted model, not a curated record